CAGACGCACGCUCGCUCACUCGCUCGCUCGCACUCACGCGGUGCGGUGCGGUGUGGUGUGAGCCCGACAGCUGCGGCGGCGGGGAGCGGGUUGUGACAGAGCGCAAGAGACGCGUAUCUCUGCCACGCCAUGUGUGGGGGGGGGGACCGCGUGUGACUGAGCCGAAUUGUCCCGGCGUGUCUCGCUUGGCACAUGGGCUUGUCCCCUUUCUCGGUUAAGGCUCCGUCCAUUUGAACGACAAUAACAACAACAACAACCACAGGCAACAAGCAGCAGCAACAUCAUCACGUUAGUUCGUUCCUGCCCCCGUUGACACCACCCACCAACCCACCGGCUCGCAGCAGCGAUGGUGAUCAUGGAUGUGUUCGAGACGGAAUGGAGCCCCGUUGAACCACCGCAGCCCAUCGACUGCUACGUGAUACGCAAGCUGCUUCUGCGCGAGAGAGACGGGGAGAGCAGGGAAAAGGACGUGUCCAGUCCAUCGGCUGCGAUCAACACCGCCAACAACAGCGCCAGCAGCAACAACAACAACAAUAACAGCACCACCAGCAGCAGUGCCAACAACAUCAUCAUCACCACCUCCACUGGCACCACCACCACCAGCAGCGCAGCAGCAGCAUCGAUGACAUCGCCGCCGCAACCAUCAUCACCAUCCCUAUCACCACCACCACCGUCGUCGCCUCUUGUGAACAGCAGGUAUCUGCUGCUGGACUGCCGCUCGUUCCUGGCGUACAGCGCCUCCCAUGUACGAGGCUCUCUCAACGUGCACACCAACCCCAUCCUCCUACGCCGCCGCAGAAGGGGCAUCCGUGCCACCAACGUGGCCACCUCUGCGGGGCAGGCGGAGGGGCAGGCGGCCGAGUCUGUGGCCACGACGUGGACGCUGCCCCUAGCCCAGCUGCUGCCCAGCACGGAGGCGAGGGCACGGCUCCUGGCCGGGCUCUACGCGGCCGUGGUGCUGGUGGACGAGAGGACGCGAGAGAUGUCCGCCCUGCGAGCGGACAGCACCGUAGCCAUGGUGGCUUUGGCGCUGGGCAGGGAGACCCGGGGGACCCCGGUGUACUUUCUGAGAGGAGGAUAUGAGAAGUUCCACCGCGAUUUCUCCGAGCUGUGCCUGGACUCUGCCUUGACCUCCCCGUGCAAGACCACUCCACCUGCCCUGCUGCCACCAGUGCCCAUCCGCUUGCACACAGCGGGAACCCCAACCUACGACCAGGGCGGUCCAGUAGAGAUCCUCCCCUUCCUCUACCUGGGCAGCGCGUACCACGCGUCCCGCCGGGAGCUCCUUGACGACAUCGGCAUCACGGCGCUCCUCAACGUCUCGGCCGACCUACCCAACCACUUCGAGGGCCUGUUCACCUACAAGUCCAUCCCCGUGGAGGACAACCACAAGGCAGACAUCGGGGCCUGGUUCCUGGAGGCUAUAGACUUCAUCGACUCAACGCGACGAGGCGGCGGCCGCGUCUUCGUGCACUGCCACGCGGGCGUGUCGCGCUCCGCCACCAUCUGCCUCGCAUACCUGAUGAAGACCCGGCGGCUCCGCCUCGACGAGGCCUUCGAGUUCGUGCGCCAGCGGCGCAGCGUCAUAUCGCCCAACUUCAACUUUCUGGGCCAGUUGCAGAGCUUCGAGGUGCAGAUCCAGCAACAGCAGCAGCAGCAGGCGGCCGUGCGGAGCCCCUGUUGCGCCCUGCCAGCGCCCGACGCCACCCAACCGCUCGCCGCGGCGCCCGCGACCGACGAUUGUGUCGCCGGCGAUCCGGGCUCCCGCUCGCCGGUGCCCUCCCUCCAGCGGGCCGAGCCCGCCGAGGACGGCGUGAGGGACCCGGGGCCCGGCCACGGCGCGGUCGCCGCCAAAGGCGCCGCCCCGUUGCAGGCGUUCAGUUUCCCGAGCCAGCCCUCGCUGAAGAGCGCCGACGCCAUCGGUUUCGCGAAGCCGCUCUCCGCCUCGUCUCCGUGCUAGCGAGCGCACGCGGCGGCGGUGACCGGCAGGAAAGAAACUGUUUCGCGUUAAGGUCAUCCGCUGCGCAAGAUUUACGGACGCUAUACGCCUCGCAGAGCUGCACUGGUCGUAAAAUACAAUAAGUAACAGCACACCCAGUGCGGAUGCAAUAACUGCCGAUCAGAUUUUUUUUUUCUUUUAAUAGUGCAAUAUAUUUAUGUUACAGUAUGUCAGCAAUACGAGAAUGGAGUGUUAAAAAUGGACACACGAAAAGAACUGCUCGUCGAACGUGCACUUAAAAGCGUACACGGUGUAUAAGCUACUGGACAUUUAAACACGUACGGAAAAAGAAGCACGAUUUACAAGUGCGCACCGCAUGUCCGAAGUUCGUGUGUGCGGACGUAUUCGAAUGCAAUCGACCUUACCGAUUGACUUGUAUUGUUUCAAUCGGAGAUAACAAUAGGUUCCCCAUAGCAAUACAGUUGUUGUUGUUGUUUACUAUAAGGGUACCGUAAUUUGUUUGUGUUGCUUUAAACUCCAGUCUUUUACCACCCCUCCCCCCCCCCCCCUUUGUCGUGGUGGGGCUCGGUCACUCCGGGCGAGUAUUAAAGCAAUACUCUGGAAUGCAUAAACACUGUAAAUGUGUCAUUGUGUACUCUAGUUUGGUAUUGUCAGUCAUACACGUUUGCUCAGGUUGUAUAAUCUCCAGCCGAGUCGUAGAAAAAAAAAUCUAAGAAUCCAGCAUGGGGCUGUAACUGGACACGAGUGGAGAUUUAACUUAUGAAAGUAACUCAUUCGGAAUGUUUUGAUCGUCACGAAAAGAAAAUCGCACCCGAAUAAUUUAUAUAACAUAUGCCUAUAUGUGUAAAUGUGUGUGUGUAUAUUAUGUGUGUGUGUGCGCGCGUGUGUUUUAGUACUACUUAGCACUGGAUUAACUGAUAGUAAUUUUUUUUUUACAAUUGUCGCCCUUCAAAAGCUGUCGGAUCGCUAUCUAUAGAUGUUCCAAAGACGGUCAAAAUUGAAGACGCUUGGAUUUGCAUCCGUUUGGCAAAGUUGCAACGCUGACCGAUCCCACGGUGUCAAUUCUAACGAUAUUUCCACAGUGGGUGUCACAGUGGCAUUACGAGUCUGGUUUCAUUGUAAAUAACACGUGUUACUGUAAUAAUUGUCCACAGGUGAGGCUUUUAUGUGAGCUGAGAGCAAUGUGACCUCUUCCAUAAAGAAAACCCUGCAACACGCAUUAGGGUAUGAAGGCUUCGACAACUCUGAAGCUAUGUAUGUCUUAUAUACUUGAAAAACACCAAUAUAUUCGUUUACAGGUUUCUUGAAUUUGCAACUUGUUUAAUGUUGUCUGUUGGUCAAAAACAUUUGUGUGUUCCGUGUCGUACAACACAACAUGCGUGGAAUAAAAUUUGAUGUACGAUUCAAUAUAACUUGU
Molecule: messenger RNA, 3377 nt
Organism: Lethenteron reissneri (Far Eastern brook lamprey)
Lineage: Eukaryota; Metazoa; Chordata; Hyperoartia; Petromyzontiformes; Petromyzontidae
Product: dual specificity protein phosphatase 1-like
Biological process (GO): protein dephosphorylation; endoderm formation; negative regulation of MAPK cascade
Cellular component (GO): nucleus; cytoplasm
Molecular function (GO): MAP kinase tyrosine/serine/threonine phosphatase activity
Source: RefSeq, a predicted model, not a curated record